This is a messenger RNA of Klebsormidium nitens, 1539 nucleotides long. Lineage: Eukaryota; Viridiplantae; Streptophyta; Klebsormidiophyceae; Klebsormidiales; Klebsormidiaceae. The record is from the annotation of a GenBank genome assembly.
UAUGCGAUACCCGCGGUCCGCCAGCUGAAAUGUUGUAAACUACAGUCGUACGCAGUCAUGAAGUUGCAAGUCAACUCGAAGAUUGACUGGUCAGGGGGGCAACGGUCUUCCUGCUGAGUCCUCACAUCCUCGAUCUUCCUCAAGAAGUUCCUCAGAUCAUCCUGAUUUGGUUCCAUUUCCAAUCCGCCUUGCUCUAAUACCCGCGGCACCAUUGGGCUGCGCUUCGUUCUUCUUUUGUUCAGCAACCCUUACAAAGUGAGGUUUGGUUGUCUUGUCGACUGAAGAUGAAGGCUGGAUUCUUGAACCCGAGCAAGCCUGCUGCUCCUAAAGGAGAUGUUUUCGGUGAUCUGUUAGGGGGUGCCUUCGGUGCAAGCAAACCCUCUGGCCCAAUGAGCGCAGCAAAAACGCCUACAAAGAAUAGCCCAACCCCAGCAACGCAAUCACAAGCCUCAUGGAGCAGUCCCGCCGCAGGUGCUGAUGACUUCCUCAAAGGUCUUGGGAUGCCCGCUGCCAAGCCUGCACCAGCUGCACCAGCUCCAGCUGCUGCGGCGCCAAGCACGGACGAUCUGCUGGCUGCAUUUGCUGGAGGCUCCUCUGUGCAGAGCCGAUUGAGCGCCGGGGUCAGCAGCACAUCAAGCUACUCCACCCCAGGUGAGGCGGCGGCAGACGUUGACAACCUGCCCCCACCUCCUGCCAACGUUGAUGGGGCGAGUGCCACUACAAAGGGCAAUCAAGCGCUGUCCGAGGGGAGCUAUGCUGAUGCCAUCAAGUGGUACACGUGGGCGCUGCAGCUGACCAACCCGUCUGACACAGACACCAUGGUCAUGAUUCUGCUGAAGCGCGCAGAAAGCAACAAGGAGAACGGAGAGCACAAGAAGGCCAUUGCUGACAUGACACAAGCGAUCCAGCUUCAACCGGAUAAUGACAAGGUCAUCUUGAAGCGGGCCUUCCUAUACGAGGGGUCGGAGAAGUACAAAUUGGCACUCGCGGACUAUAAGAAGUGCGUUGAGUUGGGCCAUGCAACGGCCACGAUCGAGAAGUCCGUGACUCGGAUGGAACAGGCGAUCAAGCAGCUUGGCUGAUACACUGUCAAGGAAGCACAGUGCUUGACCGCUUUGAAUUGAGAAUGGAUAUAUCGAGGGGGUAAACAAUUAGACAGGGUUCGAUCUUUCAGGCAGGCUCGAUUUCUAAGAUGAACGGGCCUGAAGAUGAGCUGAGUUUGCGGUGAAACUUGUGGGGGACCUUUGCAAGAAUAAAGCACAGGUAAAGUUCAGCAGGUAAAGAAGACAGUAUACACUUGGUCUUCAGAUUUGACUGAAGUAUGCCAGACGGGGCUGGACAUCAGUCCAAAGGCCUGGACACAAAUGGCUCUCAGCCUUGACAUCAAUCGUAAUCGGCUCUUGUCAAAUUCUCAAGCUGCCGCUUGCUAACCCGUUCAAGUGCGCAGUUUGCCGAAACCACUGGAACUUACUAGCUAAUUCUCUAUCAAGCUUUAAUCCACCAAUCUGGCACUACGGCUGUGCACCUGCCUGUUGAGCG